UUCAGGCCAGGUCAUCUUAGAGCUCUUGAGAUGAAAUUAAAGGAGCGGAUGCCUGCAUGUGAUAUACAAGCUAAGCCACACAUUGAGUCUAGAAUGAAGACUUUGAAGACUCAUUUUCAAGUGGUUCAUGAAAUGUUGACUGGACCAUUUUGUAGCGGAUUUGGGUGGGACAACGACAGAAAAACUGUUACUGCAGAAAAGUCAGUGUGGGAAUCAUAUUUGCAGAGUCACAAAGAAGCAGCCCCCUUCAAGAUCAAGUCAUUCCCUUGGUAUGAUGACUUAUGUAUGGUUUUUGGCAAGGAUCGUGCAACUGGAAAAAAUGCGGAGACUGCAGCAGAUGUUGUUGAAGAACUUCAAACUGAAGAAGAAAACACUACUCUUGGAGAAGAUGAUUUCAACUAUGCUAACAAUAUGGAUGAAGUGCCAUCUAUGUCUGUUUCAGAUGCAACAAGAGGUGCUCAAUCUCACACUCAAUCAGAUGGGUCUUCAAAGAAGAAAAGGAAAACUGUAAAUCAUGAAGAACUUUCAGAUGCACUCACACAAUCAGCUUGUAUUAUCGCAAGAGAAAUUGAAAAAGCUUCUAUUCGUUUGAGUAAAGCUAUUGGUGAAGACAUAAAUGAAAAGCAUAUGCAACUUGAGAAAGAGUUAGAAAGGACCACUACACUUACCACAGCUCAACGUCAUAAGGUAGCUCGCAUGAUUAUGCAAGAUAAUGCUCUGGUUUCUUACUUUUUCUGUGUCCCAGAUAAUGAGAAGGAUGAAUGGGUGACACUUCUUCUUGAUGGUUCUCUCUAA
Molecule: messenger RNA, 795 nt
Organism: Humulus lupulus (European hop)
Lineage: Eukaryota; Viridiplantae; Streptophyta; Magnoliopsida; Rosales; Cannabaceae
Exons: 2
Coding region: 31-795 (254 amino acids)
Source: RefSeq, a predicted model, not a curated record